GAAAUUAAACGUUAUGGAACAAAAGUGAACUUUGACCUGUGACGGGGAGCAGAAGAAAGCUUGGAGCUUGCGGUCAUGGUGGCGUUGGCGGUUUCAUCUCCUGCUCGUAUAUAUUAAAUCCGGUCUUUCCCGUCGUCUCUUCCUCUCCGAUUUUUCUGUCUUCUCUCUCUGCAUUUUCCCAAAAUUUACAAACACAGAUUCAGAUCUGAUCUUCGAGAAAGAUUUUUGAAGAAAAUGGCGGUGGUGUCACCUCUUGCCAAAUACAAAUUGGUAUUUUUGGGAGAUCAAUCCGUCGGAAAAACCAGCAUUAUUACGAGAUUCAUGUAUGACAAAUUCGAUACCACAUAUCAGGCUACCAUCGGCAUCGAUUUCUUGUCCAAAACAAUGUACCUUGAAGAUAGAACAGUUCGGUUACAGCUUUGGGAUACUGCCGGGCAGGAGAGGUUUAGGAGUCUCAUUCCGAGCUAUAUAAGAGAUUCAUCAGUUGCAGUGAUUGUCUAUGAUGUUGCCAAUCGACAGUCAUUCUUGAACACUGCAAAAUGGAUAGAAGAAGUGCGUACAGAACGUGGCAGCGAUGUCAUUAUAGUCCUAGUUGGGAAUAAAACUGAUCUUGUUGAUAAAAGGCAGGUUUCAAUCGAAGAAGGAGAUGGCAAGGCUCGUGAACUCGGAGUAAUGUUCAUAGAAACAAGUGCGAAAGCUGGAUUCAACAUCAAGCCUUUAUUUCGCAAGAUCGCUGCAGCCUUGCCAGGAAUGGACAAUCUUUCGUCAACAAAACAGGAAGACAUGGUUGAUGUGAAUUUGAAAUCUUCCAGUAAUACGUCUCAAUCGGAUCAACAAGGCGGAGGGUGUGCAUGUUAGAUCUUCACAUAGAGUUUCCAUUCGAGGGAAUGUAACCAUUUUGUUCUAACAUUUUGUAUCAAAACAACCGUUGUAGUUGGAAAAUAUCCUGAAAACCCUCUACUUCAGAACAAGAACAUUCUUACUCAAAAUUUGCCAUGUAUGAUGGUGUCUUUUGAAGUUAAAAUCAAACAUAUUUUUUU
Molecule: messenger RNA, 1040 nt
Organism: Cynara cardunculus var. scolymus (artichoke)
Lineage: Eukaryota; Viridiplantae; Streptophyta; Magnoliopsida; Asterales; Asteraceae
Product: ras-related protein RABH1e-like
Exons: 6
Coding region: 235-858 (207 amino acids)
Molecular function (GO): GTPase activity; GTP binding
Source: RefSeq, a predicted model, not a curated record